AUGAGAUUAUCAAAAAAUUAUCUUACUUAUCUUACAAGAUUUAUUCGGAAACCUUAUAUACCAGAAAAUCCUAAGAAAUUACAAUGUUACUCAAAUUAUGUACCUAAUUCAUUGACAAUGCAACAAUUUAUGGAUUUUGGUAUUGUUGGUUCACCACAAAGUUCUUUUUAUUUUAUUAGAAAAGAACUUCCAACUAGAUUAGCUAAUAUAAUGGCAGAAUUUGUCUAUCUUCCAGAUAGAUUAUUAGAAAUGAGAUCAACACAACUUCUCAUUGAUUGGUAUGAAACAACUUUUAGAGAAUUAAUGGAAUUUGAGCAUGCUUCAGCAGAUACUUCAACAUUAAUGAGUUUUAACGAUACUUUGCAAACGAUAUUAAAACGACACUCAACUGUUGUUCAGACAAUGGCUGAUGCUAUUGCUGAAAUGGAAGAAGCUGAUGGUAUAAAUCCAGCAAAUUAUUGGGGUGUACAAUAUUUUUUAAAUAGAUUUUACCUUAAUAGAAUUUCUAUACGUAUGUUACAAUAUCAACAUUUAUCAAUUUUUGGUGAUAUGGUACCUGAUUCUCCUAAUUACAUUGGUUGUAUAGAUCCAUCCUGUGAUAUACAAAACAUCAUUGAACAAGCAUAUGCUAAUGCUAAACAUUUAUGUGAUUUAUAUUAUUGUGGAUCACCAGAUAUAAAGUUUAAAAAUAUUAAUACUGUUGUACCCGGACAAAAAAUUUAUAUUACAGCUGUUCCUGCACAUUUAUAUCAUAUAGCAUUUGAAUUAUUAAAAAAUUCAAUGAGAGCUGUCGUGGAACAUUGUAAAGAUGAAGAUAACUUGCCUCCAAUAUGUGUAUUAAUAGUAUUAUCAAAAGAUGAUCUGAGUAUUAGAAUUAGUGAUAAAGGAGGUGGUGUAGAACAAGAAAAAAUGGAACAACUUUUUAUGUACACUUAUUCAACAGCUCCACCACCUGCUAGAGAUGGUAGUGAGCAAACACCAAUGGCUGGUUAUGGAUAUGGGUUAUCAUUAUCAAAAUUAUAUGCUAAAUAUUUUCAAGGCGAUUUAACAUUGCAUUCUAUUCAUGGGUAUGGAACUCAAGCAACUAUAUAUCUUAAGACAGAUCCAAAAAAAGCUUGUGAAGUACUACCUAACUAUGGUGCCUCCUCUAGAAGGCUAGUUCAACAGCUAACUCGUGGAAGUGAUUGGUCUCAUGACAUAUCUAACCGUAGGGUAUAA
This is a messenger RNA of Strongyloides ratti, 1218 nucleotides long. RefSeq names its product [Pyruvate dehydrogenase (acetyl-transferring)] kinase, mitochondrial. Gene Ontology annotation, cellular component: mitochondrion. Gene Ontology annotation, biological process: protein phosphorylation; regulation of glucose metabolic process. Bases 1 to 1218 code for a protein of 405 amino acids. The record is from RefSeq and is a predicted model, not a curated record. The transcript has 2 exons. NCBI's taxonomy places the organism in Eukaryota, Metazoa, Nematoda, Chromadorea, Rhabditida, Strongyloididae. Gene Ontology annotation, molecular function: pyruvate dehydrogenase (acetyl-transferring) kinase activity.